ACCACACACACACCCACCUCCUCUGUCUGCUCUUCACCAACCGAUGCCCUCUGUCGCCAAUGCUUCCGGCAGCGGCGAGCCGACGCUGUCCGAGGAGUUCAUCCAGGAAUGCUUCCACUCGUACCUCAAGUCGUCUUUGUCCCACGCGAAGGUCGAGGGUCUCCUCGACCCUGACAUGCUCUCGAGCGCAGAGGCCGAUCUCAUGAUAACCGGCCCCGCGCUGUGCCUCUACUUCGCCGCACUCCGCUCCACCACAAAUCCCCCAUCCGUACCUCUUCCGCGUCGUGCAAAGAGCGGCGCAGCUCUUCCAGCGACCGACCUCUCCCUCACGAACUGCCCGCCCGCCUUCCGCCCCUUCCUCAUCGUCUGGUCGCAGCUCGUGCCCCAAAUCCAGGGCCUCACGCCCGAGUAUCAGCACGACCUCGCGCGCAUCAUCUGCAACCUGCCCCCGCUCACCACCCCACUCAACCCGCGCCUCAACGGGCUCUCCGCGGACAUGCGCGCGGUCGCGAUCGAGAUCAGCAUGCGGCGCACCUUCCAGGAAAAGUACGCGGACGACCUCCAGGCCGCGCUCGACACGGGCCCGAGCCGCGGCGAGCGCCGCCUGAAGGCGAGCUUCAUGCCCCCGCCGAGCUAUGACGAGAACGGCGCCGGGCCGGCCCCGAUCUCGCCCUCCGCGUCUGCGCACUCCCUCGAGCCGCCCUCGCCCGCACCGUCCUCACGCUUCUCACAUUCACGCACGUCCUCACGCACCUCCGCUACCACCUCAUCCCCGCGCACCUCCGCAUACCUCUCAUCACCCCCCACCUCGCCCUCCCCACUCCCACCGUCAAUAUACAGCCAAAACCCCCCAUCACCCACGAUCCUCGCCGAGGACAAGCCCGGGAUUGAGUUCGUGCGCGAAACACUGUAUGCCGCGCUCGCCGACGUGCUCGAGCGGCGGCCGCACCUUCGCACACUCAUGCGCGCCGACGCGCCCCGCGCGUACUUCGCCGCCGUCGCCUUCGCCAUCCUCGACGUCGCCGCCUCCGCGACGCGGCACGACCCCACCUCCAAGGCGCUCGCCGAGGUCUUCCCGCGCGCCGAGGAGCCCGUCAUCCGUGGGGUGCUCGGGCAGACGCUCGCGCUCUCCGAGUGCCCCGCCGCCCUCAAGCCGUUCAUGGCGGAGCUGUGCGCCAUUGGCGCCGCGGCUCAUGCGAUGGAGGAGGAGGACAGCGAGGCGACCGUCGCUGCGCUGCAGGCGGGAGCGGAACCUCCCGUCCCGCGCCUAGAGCGGGUGCGCGAUAUCAUCGAGGGCGGCGUUGGGCACGCAUUCGCGGACAGCGUAGAACGCGGGUCGCGCGGCGCCCCUGGGGACCCUCAAAGGAGGAGAACGAGCACGGCGGGUCGCGCGGUGACGUUCGCGAACCGGGUGAACGCGCUCGCGCUCGCGAUGACGAAGCUGCGCGCGUUCAAGGAGCGGCAGGAGAUGGUGUUCAAGGUGCUUGCGGGGGUCGCGGGGUAGUGCAUUCGCCUGGACUUGGACAUCUUGUUUUGACUCGAUCGUUGGACCUUGUACGCUUUCGCUGUGUUUUGUCGCGCAUUAGCUCGCUGUUGUAGGAUUACUAGUACUAUCGCAUAGUCAUACCCUAUACCGUAUACCUAAUCAUGGGAUCUGACCCCCUUCGAGCCAGUUGGAAAUCGAAGCUACUGUGCGCUUUUGC
Trametes versicolor FP-101664 SS1 is the source of this 1703-nucleotide messenger RNA. RefSeq lists its product as uncharacterized. The transcript has 2 exons. Bases 44 to 1504 code for a protein of 486 amino acids. NCBI's taxonomy places the organism in Eukaryota, Fungi, Basidiomycota, Agaricomycetes, Polyporales, Polyporaceae. The record is from RefSeq and is a predicted model, not a curated record.